Messenger RNA from Cydia amplana, 1368 nucleotides. RefSeq names its product putative fatty acyl-CoA reductase CG5065. Gene Ontology annotation, cellular component: peroxisome. Gene Ontology annotation, biological process: long-chain fatty-acyl-CoA metabolic process. The transcript has 10 exons. The record is from RefSeq and is a predicted model, not a curated record. Lineage: Eukaryota; Metazoa; Arthropoda; Insecta; Lepidoptera; Tortricidae. Gene Ontology annotation, molecular function: alcohol-forming very long-chain fatty acyl-CoA reductase (NADP+) activity. The coding region runs from base 13 to 1368 and encodes 451 amino acids.
CUUAAAUGAAAUAUGAGUUCAUCUACCAAUGAGUGUACGUCAGUAGCAGGUUUUUUUGAGGGAAAAUCUGUUUUUAUUACUGGAGUAACCGGAUUUCUCGGAAAGGCACUCUUGGAAAAGCUGCUGUACAGCUGCAAUGGCAUUGACAAGAUCUACGUUUUGUCGCGCCCUAAAAAAGGACUCAAUCUAACCGAAAGAGUGCAGACCAUCUGUAAUAGCUUAGUGUUUCAAAGGUUAAAGAGCAAGAGACCUGAAGAUAUGAACAAAAUCAUCCCCGUGACGGGCGACCUGAGUGCACCCGGCUUAGGUCUCAGCGCCAAAGACGAAGAGGCUUUGCUCAAUAACGUGUCGGUGGUAUUUCACUCCGCAGCCACGGUAAAAUUGAACGAGCCACUCCGCGUCACUAUAGCCGUCAACCUGGAGGGCACCAUCAAAGUGCUGGCACUGUGCAAACGCAUGCGAAAAAUACGUGCAUUUGUCUACGUAUCCACAGCCUACACCAACACGGACCAGCUAGUAGUGGAGGAGAGGGUUUACCCCCCUCCAGCGAAUAUCGACGCGGUCUACAAGUUCCUCAGAGAGCACGGUGACGACGAGGAAGCGACCAAGAGAUUUCUGAAUGGGCGGCCAAACGCCUACUGUUUCAGCAAAUCCCUAGCUGAAGCGUACCUGGUGGAACACCACGGAGAUGUGCCCAUAGUUAUUUUGAGGCCAUCUAUUGUAGUAGCAGCGCGUAGUGAACCGCUGGCAGGUUGGGUAGACGCGUGGCAAAGCAAUACUAUAGCCCUAGCCAAUGUGGCGAGAGGCUUCCUACGGGUCCUUAUUUGUGACCCGAAAGAAGUUGCUGAUCUAAUUCCGCUGGAUUGCGUGGUCAAUAUGGCUAUCGUGUCCGCCGUUCACUCUAAACAAGGCAAGGUGUCGGUCUACAAUUGCUGCACAAGCGAAGUUAACCCAAUCACAUGGGAAACGAUGUUCGAAUUGUUUCUCAAGGCGAGCAAGGCAGAUAAUUUUCAUAAGGUGCCAUUCCCGGGAGCAGUGAUGACCAGAUCCCCUGUAAAGUUUGCGGUAGGCAGUUUCUGCCUCCAGACUGUACCAGCUUAUUUCUUGGACGCGUGGCGAAUGGUCCGAAGGAAACGAACCAAGUACAUUUGGUUGAACAGACAGAUGUAUAUGCUCCGGGAUAACACAGAGUUCUUCACAACGCACAGCUGGGUGAUGCGCAGCGACGGCGCAUGCGCGCUGGCGGAGGCGCUGACCGACGCCGACGCACGCCUGUUCCCCUGCCAUCCCGCGCAUGUGCACUGGCCCACCUACAUGCCCGUCUACUACAGGGGCGUCAAAGAGUUUUUAUGUGGUGGCAAAACUUAA